CGUUUGUAUUUAUUUGCUAGAAUCUGUGAGCAUCGGAACUAACCGAGCCGCUACAAUAAAAAAAAAAAAACAUAAAUUAGUCCUCGUUACGAAAAAAAAAACACACAUAAAAAUGAAGAGUUUUCUGAUCCUUCUGGGUUUCGCUGCUCUGGCCGCUGCCGAUGUCAAGCAUCUGACAGAUCGCAAUCUGGACCUCUUCAAGUACAAUCCCAGCGAUAUCUACACCCUGCCCGAGGACAUCGAUGACGACAAGCCGGCGGUGCACUUUAGCGGCGAUGUCAUGAAGGCCAAGACCGAAACCCUCCAGAACUACAACUCGGGCAAGAAAUUCAAGCUGGAACUGAAGACCCAGAACGGCAUCGAAGUGAGCAGCGUGGGCAAACUGAAGGACGACAAGACCUUCGUGGUCAGCGGCUCCUACUCGUUCACCGGCGCCGAUGGCAAGCGGUACAAGACCCGUUACACCGCCGAUGAGUUCGGCUAUCAUCCCAUCACCGAGCUGGAUCUGGACAUUCCCGAACCCCAGCCUUUGGCUUCUGCCGGACAGCGCCAGACCGUGGAUCCCAGCAGCCUGUUGGGCAACAAGAACCGUUUCCAGUUCCUGCAGCAGACCCUGGACUCCGAUCAAGGAUCGCAAGGUCCUCUGAGGGGCAGUGGACAGAGUGGCGAUGACUAUAGCUACACGUCUCCCUAUGGAAAUGGCAAUGCUUACGGUAAUGGAGUUGGAAACGGAUACGGAAAUGGAGUUGGCAACGGAUACGGAAAUGGAGUUGGAAACGGACAAGGAAAUGGAGCUGGAAACGCAUACGGAAAUGGAAAUGGAGUUGGAAACGGAUACGGAAAUGGCAACGGCAAUGGCUACGAUUAUCAGCCACCUCAGGUGCCCCUGGCGACGCCAUCUCGUCUGUAUCUGCCCACCGCAUAAGGCGAUUAUUAUUUAGAUAUACCCUUAUCCAACACCCUUCUCCCGCAAGAUUUAUGCCCCACCCGAUUCCCGAUUCCUGAUUCCCGAUUCCCGAUUCCCGAUCCUCGAUUUUCCCCCCAGCUGCAAGUAUUUAGUUUUUAAGUGCAACUCCAACAGGCAAAUGAAGAGUAAAACAGAGCUAGCGAAAUUUUUUUUUAUCAUUUUUUAGUGUUAUACACGGAGCACAAUUUUAUAUGAUAUUAUACACUGAUAUAUGUUAUAUAUCUAGCCUACACAAAAACACGCACACACACACACAAAAAAAACAAACACACACACAAAUCCCGAGCAAAGACACAAACGAAUCUAUGUAUAUACACUGAGUGAUAUUAGUAGUAAAUAAAAUGGCUAAACUAACGAUC
This is a messenger RNA of Drosophila melanogaster (fruit fly), 1326 nucleotides long. It is a transcript of the gene Cpr11A, whose product is annotated as cuticular protein 11A. Bases 113 to 925 code for a protein of 270 amino acids. NCBI's taxonomy places the organism in Eukaryota, Metazoa, Arthropoda, Insecta, Diptera, Drosophilidae. Gene Ontology annotation, molecular function: structural constituent of chitin-based cuticle; structural constituent of cuticle. The transcript has 4 exons. Gene Ontology annotation, cellular component: chitin-based extracellular matrix. The record is from RefSeq and is marked reviewed.